AUGCCAGCUUCAUUUGCCGUCUUUCCUAGUGCAAGUGAGUACGAUACUUCAACUUUACUAAACAAACGUCUUUCCUUUUUUUCAUUUGUUUCUGCUCGUGUUUUCUUUCUUUCUUUGUUCCUUUCUCCGUUCGAAUCUUUCUUUCUUCCUUCUUUCAUUCCUUCCUUUCUGUCUUUAUUGCUUUCUUUUUUUGUUGGUUCUUUCUUCACUUCUUCCAAUCUUUCUCCCCUUCUUUCUUUCUUUUUUUGUUCCAAUCGUUCUUUCUUUUCUUCUUUCUUACUUCCAAUCUUUCUUCCCUUCUUCCUUUCUUUCUUUUUUCUUUCUUUCUUUCUUUGUUCCAAUCUUUGUUCCCUUCUUCCCUUCUUUCUUUCUUUCUUUCUUUCUUUCUUUCUUUCUUUGUUCCAAUCUUUCAUCCCUUCUUCCCUUCUUUCUUUCUUUCUUUCUUUCUUUUUUGUUCUAAUCUUUCUUCCCUUCUUCCUUACUUUCUUUCUUUCUUUCUUUGUUCCAAUCUUUCUUCCCUUCUUCCCUUCUUUCUUUCUUUCUUUCUUUCUUUCUUUCUUUCUUUCUUUCUUCCAGUCUUUCUUCCCUUCUUCAUUCUUUCUUUAUUCCAAUCGUUCGUUCUUUUUUUCUUUCUUUCUUCUAAUCUUUCUUCUCUUCUUUCUUUCUUUCUUUCUUUCUUUCUUUCUUUCUUUCUUUGCUCCAAUCUUUCUACACUUCUUUCUUUCUUUCUUCCAAUCUUUCUUUCUUUCUUUCUUUCUUUCUUUCUUUCUUUCUUUCUUUCUUUCUUUCUUAGUUUCUUCGCAUUUAUUUAAUGUGUGCGUAUUUGUUUGUUUAUCUAUCUAUCUAUCUAUCUAUCUAUCUAUCUAUCUAUCUGUCCGUCUCUAUAUCAAUUUAAAUGUUUCUAUCUAUCUAUCUAUCUAUCUAUCUUAG
Messenger RNA from Acanthosepion pharaonis, 930 nucleotides. The record is from the annotation of a GenBank genome assembly. Lineage: Eukaryota; Metazoa; Mollusca; Cephalopoda; Sepiida; Sepiidae.